Molecule: messenger RNA, 766 nt
Organism: Arachis duranensis
Lineage: Eukaryota; Viridiplantae; Streptophyta; Magnoliopsida; Fabales; Fabaceae
Product: late embryogenesis abundant protein At5g17165
Exons: 2
Coding region: 100-477 (125 amino acids)
Source: RefSeq, a predicted model, not a curated record
CAACAACUCUGAAGUCACAGCUACUCAUCCGUCGUCUCUAACCACUUUCAUUCUCUGCUGAAUCGAUCACACUUCGUUCGUGGUAGUUGGUAUCAUUGUAUGGCCGCCAAUUCGAGCAGUCGAGGGAUCACUGCCUUGGGGAAGCGACUCUGCACAAACCGGAUCUGGAACUCCAACUCCUCUUCUCUUUCCCCUGCCCUCGCUUCUAGGAAGGCAGGAUACAGCUCGGUGUACGACAAGAACCCGGAUGAGCAGGCACACGCUGGUGCAGUCCCUGACGAUGUGAUCCAUGCAACACAAUCCGGCAAGUAUUGGGCCCCAAACCCACAUACUGGAGUAUUUGGUCCUCCUGCCGGCACCGACCAACCCACUCCUCCUCCCACCGCUGAUGCCAUCAAGGACUCCGUUCUGGAGGAGAAGGCCUGGUUCCGCCCCACUAGUCUCGAGGACCUUGAGAAGCCCCACAGUCUUCCUUAGACACUCCAUCUCUAUAUGGGAUCCAUAUAUAGGAUAAAUAAAUAAGGAGACAUAUUAAAGUGGGAGUGUUGUGGUUAAUUAAUUGAUUGCUCUCUACUCUCUUUCUAGCUUGCGUGUAUAGUGCUGCUUAGUUUUACAAGAGCCUGGACUGCAGCUUUUGUUAUACAUUUUUAUAUAUAGCUUGCUAGUCAUGAUCAUGAACUAUGCUGUGGAUGUAUCGUCAUCAUCCUUGCUUCUGUAUUCAUGCUACUUUAAUAUCAUAUCUAUGCUUAUGAUGACGUUGUGCUUA